Aspergillus nidulans FGSC A4 is the source of this 282-nucleotide messenger RNA. RefSeq lists its product as uncharacterized. The transcript has 2 exons. Lineage: Eukaryota; Fungi; Ascomycota; Eurotiomycetes; Eurotiales; Aspergillaceae. The record is from RefSeq and is a predicted model, not a curated record. Bases 1 to 282 code for a protein of 93 amino acids.
AUGAGGAGGCGAUGCGUACGCCGCUGCGUAUCUGAUAUUGGGACGGGAACGAAGCCGGUCGGCGUGUUCCGAGCUGUGGAGGAGCCGAGAGUCGACCACAAAACCGACGAUGCUGGUAAGGCGACAAAGUACGCUGGCUGGCACUGCAACUGGCAGAGGCAGGUUGGGAUGGGCCUGUCAGGAACACAGUUAGGCACAGAAGGCACAGAAGGCACAGAGAUGAUUGCUUUUUUGACGCGGGUCGCGAUUCCUCUUGCUUCAGAGGUCAAAAAGUCCAAAUGA